This is a messenger RNA of Hevea brasiliensis (rubber tree), 2916 nucleotides long. Its product is annotated as calmodulin-binding receptor kinase CaMRLK. The record is from RefSeq and is a predicted model, not a curated record. The transcript is spliced from 2 exons. The coding region runs from base 406 to 2478 and encodes 690 amino acids. Gene Ontology annotation, biological process: protein phosphorylation. Gene Ontology annotation, molecular function: ATP binding; protein binding; protein kinase activity. Lineage: Eukaryota; Viridiplantae; Streptophyta; Magnoliopsida; Malpighiales; Euphorbiaceae.
UCAGUACAUUAAGAGUUUUCUUUAUUAAUUCAAGCCACAGGACACAUUAAUCACCAUUGAAAGAUAUGGAUAAUAAAAAAUUCGGUGUGAAUCGGACGGCGGAAUUAAAAAAAAACCUUUACCAUGAGCGGGCGGUGUAGAAGAUUAGUCUUUGUUUGGUUUUGUGUAUUUUAUAUUUCAACACGCUUUUUACUUGUUGUUCUGGUAUACUUAACGCCGUUGUUUACUGCUUCACUAGAGAAAAGGGUUAACCUUUUUCUCUUUUGUCAAGCCAAUAAAACCAAGCAAGAAUUAGCUGUGUAUUAUCCUCUCUCUCUCUCUCUCUGUUCCUUCUUUCUUUCUUUCUUUCUUUCUUUCUAGUAUGGGAAAUAGAUGUGAAGGGAGUUGAUACUGUCAACAGAAAAUAUGGAAAUGUUUAGCAGGUUCUUGCUUGUCUUUUCGCUGUUUAUUGUGCUUGUGGAAUCGGAAUCUAAUACUACCUGCAAUAUUACGGACCAAGAACUGCUCUUUAAGGCUUUCAAGUCUGUUUCUGGUUUCAAUCCUUCUUGGUUCCAACCUGCAGAUUCCAACUGUUCUCAAGAAAUAAGGCUUUCCUCAAGAAACUUGAGCGGCAUCAUUUCAUGGAAGUAUCUCAAGAGCAUGUCACAGUUGCAAGUCAUUGAUCUCUCCAGCAAUUCAAUUAAAGGUCAAGUUCCAGGUUCGUUCUGGUCUAUACCGAGCUUGAAAGAAGUCAAUCUGGCUAAAAAUAAGAUUGGAGGGAGCGUUGGGUUUGAACCUAACCCGGGAAAUGAUUCAUUUUCCUCGAUCAAAGUGCUGAAUCUCUCAACCAACAGGUUCACCAACUUGGGUAAAAUCUCCUGUUUUGCAAAUUUACAAAUUCUUGAUCUUUCACGCAAUAAUAUUGGUUCUUUGCCUUCUGGGUUCACUAACCUGACCAAGUUAAAGUCGCUUAACAUUUCAAGCUGCAAAAUUUCAGGCAAUAUAAAAACUAUAUCAGGUCUUCAUUCAUUGACAUCUUUAGAUGUCUCAAACAACAACAUGAGUGGUACUUUUCCUUCUGAUUUUCCUUCACUAGAUGGCCUCGAGUUCUUGAAUGUUUCACUGAAUAACUUCACUGGAAUUGUUCACUCUGACGAGACCAACAAAUUUGGAAAAUCUGCUUUUCUUCACGUAGGUGGUUUCAAUUUCACUGCCUCCAAAACCCCAUCAAAAACCCCAAGCAAUCCCAUCAAGCCACAAUCAAAAGAAACCCCACCUCACAUCAACAGCAUCCCAAAACACUCAUCACUCAACAAAAACACCGCCAGGAAAAUCAAAUCCAAAUCAAAAUCAAAGACUAAAACGUUAAUCAUCUGUGUGUCAUCGGUAUCAGCAUUUCUGCUUGUAUCUAUUGCUAUUUGUGCCUUGUGCAUGCACAGGAGAAGAAAGAUUGCCACCAGAAACAAAUGGGCAAUCUCAACACCAGUAGUCCAAUUCCCUUUCAAGAUGGAGAAAUCAGGGCCGUUCAGUUUCGAAACGGAGUCGGGCACAUCAUGGGUGGCAGACAUCAAAGAACCAACAUCAGCCUCAGUGAUAAUGUCCUCCAAGCCGUUGAUGAACCUGACUUUCAAAGACCUAAUAGCAGCCACCUCACACUUCGGUAAAGAAUCUCUACUUUCAGAGGGCAGGUGUGGACCCGUUUACCGAGCUGUCCUACCAGGAGACGUCCAUGUGGCAAUCAAAGUAUUAGAGAACGCAAGAGACAUCGACCAUGACGAAGCGGUGGCCAUAUUUGAAGAUCUUUCGAGGCUGAAACACCCAAACCUGUUACCCCUGUGUGGGUACUGUAUUGCAGGUAAAGAGAAGCUGGUUCUAUACGAAUUCAUGGCCAACGGAGAUCUGCACCGCUGGCUCCAUGAGCUUCCUACCCUCGAACCCAAUGUGGAGGACUGGAGCACCGACACCUGGGAGCAUCAGAAUAUAUCUGGGUCCCACGUCGCUUCUCCUGAAGAAAAAACUAAUUGGCUCACGCGCCACCGAAUUGCCGUCGGCGUGGCUCGCGGGCUUGCUUACCUCCACCAUGCUGGCUCUGUACACGGCCACCUCGUCGCAUCCAACAUUCUCCUCUCUGAUACCCUAGAGCCAAGAGUAGCUGAUUUCGGCCUCAGAAAUAUCUGUCCGAAAAAGAAAAAUAUCAGAGCAGACAGCGAAGAUUGCGGGGUUGAGUUUGACGUAUACUGUUUCGGGGUUUUGUUGAUAGAGUUACUGACGGGUAAGCAAGGGAACGAAGAGAGUGUUGGAUGGGUGAGAAGACUAGUGAGAGAAGGGAGUGGUGCAGACGCUCUUGACUCGAGAUUAACAGUGGACGGUGACUCAUUGAGUGAGAUGAUCGAGUGUCUUCGUGUUGGUUACUUAUGUACGGCGGAAUUGCCUGGAAAGAGGCCAACCAUGCAGCAAGUUCUGGGUUUGCUAAAGGACAUUCAUCCAGAGUUGAACUGAGUUUCAGUGAGUCAGCCGAGUCAAGUUUUCUAAACCUGGGCAGUGGAAGGACAAUGCCUGGUUUUUGUUGGAAUUGGGGAGAGUUCAGGCAAUUUGAGUUUUGGGAAAAUGUUCACGCGCUGCAUAGUGAAUGGGAUUGGAAAUUAAUUUAAUUUUGCAAGAAGACCAUAUCUUGUUGUCUUUCUAUUUAAAAAAAAAAAAAAAAGUUAAUCUGGUGAAUGGUUAUGUAUAGAAAAAAAAAAUAAAGAAAAAAAAAGUUCCAAAUUCCAAAAGAAAAAGUGGAAAGGAAAAAAAAAAAAGGACAAAAGGAUGUGGGGGUAUGGUAAGAUGACUUGGCAGAACAAUACGCCAGAGAAUCCCACUUAUUAUUUGUCUUAUCUAUUGCCAUCACCAACUAGUUUUCAUAUUAUCUCUAAGCUUUAUCAAUUUUUUUCUUUA